AUGACUCCACUACAGCAAACUCCAAAACCAAUAGCAUCAGAAAAGUUGUCGGUUUUGAAGAUUUUCGCCUUUGGGUUUAAAAUACGACCUCAGCCACAACCAGCGACAAAAGAGCAGACAGAAACACCCUGGCCGACGGACAAGCUCAGCGGUACAGCUGCCAGCAAUGGCAACCAGUACACCAGACGUUCAACGUCGAAAAUAACAGCUCAGCGAGGUCCAGUCAUCUAA
Messenger RNA from Trypanosoma brucei brucei TREU927, 231 nucleotides. RefSeq lists its product as hypothetical. The record is from RefSeq and is a predicted model, not a curated record. Lineage: Eukaryota; Euglenozoa; Kinetoplastea; Trypanosomatida; Trypanosomatidae. The transcript has a single exon. Bases 1 to 231 code for a protein of 76 amino acids.